ACUAAAACAACUUACUAAUACGUUAAAAACCUAAAAUGGAUAAUAGUAGCUCGUACGUGGUGUAUAUAGCGACAAUCAGUAAUUUGAGUGCACAUAAAAAUGAAAAUGCACUGCGAUCGUCAAUCGAAAAUUUAUUUACCAAUUGGUUACGGAUACAGAUUACUACCAAUGAUAUUAAUUUUACCAGUAGCCAAGGAAAGAAGGCGGCCAUUAUACAUCUUCCAUCACAGGGAGCAGCUCAAAAUGUACAGCAGAAUUUAGCAACACGAGAAGGCAGACAAAAACUACGAUUCAACUUUCUUCAACUUGCCGAUCCAGGCGUGAAUAUUAUCGUAGAUGUUAAAUAUGAUAAACAAAAAAGUAAUGUACAACAUGAUACAUGUUACUUUCAUGGAGAUAAAAUUGGAAGUGAAAGUAGAAAUAGAGAAUUUAAAAAAGGCGGUGGGAACUACUCAUAUGAUCACUUAAAAACUGAUGUCAGUGUAUAUGUGUGCGCUUUUCUAAACAGCGAGGAGGAGGGAACGUUGUUUAUUGGUGUCAACGAUGAAGGGAUUGUUGAAGGCAUUGAAUGUGAGCAGAGGAAGGAAGACAUUAUACGUAAAGAUAUUAUUGAUCGUGGAAUAAAAGCAAUCACGCCAGAGAUUUUUCCCAAGAACUACACUGUGAAAUUUACUCAUGUAUGUGAUGAGAACAAAAGGCAAAUAGGAACCUUAAAAGUUAUAGAAAUAACGGUGAAGAAAGUGGAGCAAUUGACUCAACUUUAUGAAGUUGUCAAUGUUGGCGUCUACAUAAGGCGAGAUGGAAGUAAGCAGGGUCCUUUAAAGGUCAAUCAGAUUCAAGAAUGGCAUAAUCAGAAAUCCAAUAGGUUCACGCAACAACGAUUAAAAUCUGCAAAAACACGUGGUGAGAGAGAAACGGAUCAGUUAAAGGCAAGAUUGGAUGAAAAAGAUCAGAGGAUCGCAGAAAAAGAAGACAGAAUUAAAGAGAAAGAAGAUAGGAUUACAGAGAAAGAAGAUAGGAUCAAAGAGAAAGAAGAAAAAAUUAAAGAGAGAGAGGAAAGAAUCCAAUCAUUAGAAAAACAAAAUAAUGAAAUGGCAAGAGCGAAGAGUAGAUUGGGACAUCGGAUAGAUGAUACAGAGAAAGAAAAGGAAGAAGAGAAGAAAGUUUUAGAACAAAAAUUGGAAGAAGAGAAGAAAAUUUUACAACAAAAAUUUGAAGAAGAGAAGAAAAUUAUAGAACAACAAAUGAAAGAAGAGAAGAAAGUUUUAGAACAAAAAAUGGAACAAGAGAAGACAUCCGCAAAACAAAAAAUACGGAAUAUGGAAAAACGUGAGAAAGAAUUUAAGAAACACAUUUCUAAUUUAAAAAAAGAUAUACAGGUGUUUGAAGAACAACACAAUACAACAACGGCGGACAAAGCAGCACUAGAACAACGUAUUACUGUAAAUGAACAAGAGAAAAUAGAACUAGCACGACGCGCUGAAGAAUUAGAAAAUGAAAAGAUGACACUAGAACAUCAAAUCGAAAAUGCAAAGAAAGAGGUUGAAAAGUCUAAAAAUAUGUCAAAUGGUGUGGAUGAAGAAAAGAAAAUUUUGGAGCAACAUGUCGAAGACAUGUACCUUAAAAUGAAACAACUUGAAGAAGAUAUUGAUAUCACAGAGGAGGAAAAAUCAAGUUUACAGCAAAAAAAUGACGAAAUGAGAUUGGAAAACAAAAGUAUGGAAGAAAAAAUAAAAAAUGAUGAAAAAGAAGAAAAAAAACUAAAAGACAAAAUUCUUGCAGAAGAAACCAUAAGAAAAACUAUAGAAAAAGAGACUGAAGAACAUAAAAGAACACUUGAGGGGAAAAUUCUAGAAAUGGAACAGGAAAAGAAAAUACUAGAAGAACAACACAGUAAAGUAAAGGAUGAGAGCAGCAAAAUGGAAAAUAAACCCGAUGUUAUACCGACUAAACUUGACAAAAAGAAAAAUGAAAAAAGCUCUAAAACUUGUGUCAUAUCAUGAUUAUAACAAUAUGUAUAACAAAAUAUACUCAAAUGUAAACGAAGGGUGUUAAGAAAACUUUAUUAUUGGGAAAAAAGUCGAAGAUUGGCUUCAUGGUACAGGAUAAACUGUUCUCAGUUGAGGAAGAGACACUCUUUUAUAAAGUGUAGAUCAACCAUCUUUGCAUCAACUUUUCUGGAAAUUUCCAGAUUACAUCAAAGAUGUCCUACAGAGGUCAACUUUUAUUUUAUUAAUUUAUAAAUUGUUUAUGCA
Messenger RNA from Mytilus trossulus (common blue mussel), 2255 nucleotides. Its product is annotated as golgin subfamily A member 6-like protein 1. The record is from RefSeq and is a predicted model, not a curated record. Lineage: Eukaryota; Metazoa; Mollusca; Bivalvia; Mytilida; Mytilidae. The coding region runs from base 36 to 2003 and encodes 655 amino acids. The transcript is spliced from 4 exons.